Molecule: messenger RNA, 7697 nt
Organism: Polyodon spathula (Mississippi paddlefish)
Lineage: Eukaryota; Metazoa; Chordata; Actinopteri; Acipenseriformes; Polyodontidae
Product: BTB/POZ domain-containing protein 9-like
Exons: 11
Coding region: 146-2206 (686 amino acids)
Biological process (GO): adult locomotory behavior; modulation of chemical synaptic transmission; circadian behavior
Molecular function (GO): protein binding
Source: RefSeq, a predicted model, not a curated record
GUAAAAUGCUGUGGGUUCCAUGAACAACACAACCACAGGAAGUAACUUGUAUUUAUUUAUUUGUUUAUUUUAACUUCAGUAAGCUAUGGAAAGUCAGAAUUACCUUGGAAGAAAGUAACUGGGAUUACAACAGAGGGUGCACCGUAUGACUGGACAAAAGAGUGGGCUGGCUAGCAGUGCUGGAAAAAAUUUAAGAAAUGCAGAAGUACCAGUUUUUUUUACACGUCAACAUUCAUUAUGUUUAAAAGUUGCAGAAUCAGAACACGUAAGAAGCAUUGUUAUCAAGUGUGCCAGAAAAGAAGUGCCAAGUGUGCAGACAGAAGUCAUAAAAAGAUGCACUGAGCACCUUCCGACCGCUCUUGUUGCCAUGAGUAACAGCCACCCGCUGCGCCCCUUCACCUCGGUGGCAGAGAUUGACCACGUGCACAUCCUGUCGGAGCACGUGGGCGCGCUGAUCCAGGGAGAGGAGUACAGCGACGUCACCUUCAUUGUGGAGAAGAAGCGCUUCCCCGCGCACAGGGUCAUCCUGGCUGCACGCUGCCACUACUUCAGAGCUCUGCUGUAUGGAGGGAUGAAGGAGUCACAGCCCCAGGCAGAGAUCCCUCUGGAGGACACCACAGCGGAGGCGUUCAGCAUGCUGCUGCAAUACAUCUACACGGGGUGUGUGUCCAUGAGCAGCGAGAGCGAGGAGGUGCUGCUCGACUUCCUGAGCCUGGCUCACCGCUACGGGUUUGAGCAGCUGGAGGACUCCACCUCAGAGUACCUGCGCACCAUCCUCAACACGCAGAAUGUGUGCCUCAUCUUCGACGUAGCCAGCCUCUACUCCCUGGGCAAACUCAGCACCACCUGCUGCACCUACAUAGACCGCAACGCAACUGACGUACUGGCCAGCGAGGGCUUCCUGUCCAUGUCCAGGCCGGCCCUGCUCAUUAUGGUACGUCGGGACUCGUUUGCUGCCCCAGAGAAGGAGAUCUUCCAGGCGCUGUGCCGCUGGUGCCGACACAACUCCACCGAGCUGCCAGAGGAGGUGAUGGGUGCGGUGCGGCUGCCGCUGAUGAGCCUGGAGGAGAUGCUGAACGUGGUGAGACCAUCUGGACUGCUGUCCCCCGACGCCCUGCUCGAUGCCAUCAAGAUCCGGUCUGAGAGCCGGGACAUGGACCUCAACUAUAGAGGCAUGCUGAUCCCAGAGGAGAACAUUGCCACUAUGAAGCAUGGUGCCCAAGUGGUGAAGGGGGAGCUGAAGUCGGCCCUGCUGGACGGAGACACACAGAACUACGACCUGGACCACGGGUUCUCGCGCCACCCCAUCGAAGACGACUGCCGGUCAGGCAUUGAGGUGAAGCUUGGCCAGCCCUCCAUCAUCAAUCACAUCCGCCUUCUGCUGUGGGACAGGGACUCACGGUCGUAUUCGUACUACAUUGAGGUGUCAAUGGAUGAGCUGGACUGGGUGCGCGUGGUCAAUCACUCCAAGUACCUGUGCCGCUCCUGGCAGAACCUCUACUUCCCUCCCCGUGUCUGCAGGUAUAUCCGCAUUGUAGGCACUCACAACACUGUGAAUAAGGUGUUCCAUGUGGUGGCGUUCGAGUGCAUGUUCACAAACCGACCCUUCACGCUGGAGAGAGGCCUAUUGGUGGCCUCAGAGAAUGUGGCGACGAUCGCGGCCUGUGCCAGCGUGAUCGAGGGGGUGAGCCGAAGCCGAAACGCCCUGUUGAACGGUGACACCAAGAACUAUGACUGGGACUCGGGGUACACCUGCCACCAGCUGGGCAGCGGGGCAAUCGUGGUGCAGCUCGCUCAACCCUACAUAAUUGGAUCAAUAAGGUUGUUGCUGUGGGACUGUGAUGACCGGAGCUACAGCUACUACAUUGAGUUCUCCACCAACCAGCAGCAGUGGACAAAGGUCAUCGACCGCACAAAGGGUGGCUGCAGGUCGUGGCAGACACUUACCUUUGAGAGGCAUCCUGCUUCCUUCAUCAGGAUCGUGGGGACACACAACACUGCCAACGAGGUGUUCCACUGCGUUCACUUCGAGUGCCCAGCCCAGCUGGACUGCGAGGUGAAGGAGGGCAGCCCAAGAGAACCUGUCCAGGACCCGUCAGACUCCCGGCCCCCGCAGCCCUCCAGAGCACAAAGCCUGCAGCCUCCCUCCCCCUCCCCCUCGGGGUCCUCCUCCUCCACUACAUCGAGAGCUCACUCGCGCCACUGAGAGAGACUCACGCACUGCAUGGAAACCCAGCUGCCAGCCAUGGUGCACUCUUUGUUUAUAUAUUUUAUAUGCUGUUGCGCUACUGUACAGUAGCCCUCUGGUCAGAUCUCAGAUGUUCUCAGCUCCAAUAGGCCUGUCUCUCUCUCUCUCUCUCGCUCUUGUUUUGAUUGUUUGUUUAAUGCGCAUAAAACUGUCAGUGUGCGUACAGACAGCUGCAGCCUUGCGAGGCUGCUAGUAAUGCGUUUUGCUUUUUAUGUGAAGGGUUAAAACAAAAAAAUGUGCGCCUGGGGGUCCUGGCAGACUAGAUUUGAGGAGCUCAUCACAUAAUGCAAUCUCCAUAUCUGCGUCUGUAUCCGCAGAGCGGUCUAAAAAAAUCUGAACGAGAGCCACUUCCAACAGGGAUUUCAAUAUUUUAAAUGUUUAAACAACUGUUGGCAAAGAUAUGCAUGUCAACUGAAGAGGUCAGUCGUAGUGUUUUUAUACUGUAGGACGUGUGCAGUGGAACGUCAUUUUCUAUGUUCACGUAAAACUCAAUAUGUUAAAGUUUAAAUGUAAACCGAAUCUAACAUCCCAAGCAUCUAGUGACCUGGCUGUGCCCUAUACCUGCCUCCGGGUUGUGGGUUCUAUGUAUCCUACUGUACUGUUGUGUGUGUUUGUGUGUAAAUGUUUAUGUGUGUAGGACGCAGCACCUAAAUCCUCAUCACACAGCUCUCUUUUAAAUUCAUUGAUAAGAUGUGAAGAAACCUUGCUGUGUGAAAACAGGAGAAAGUUGAGCUGCCCAUGACAGCACAUGACAACCUCGCUGUGCGAAGUAAUCUGAAAUUAUCGCCACCUACAGUACACAUUAGAAAGAGUGUGUCUCAUGAGGUAGGGGGUCAGGGGACAAGCAGUAUUUUAUAUUAAACAAGCUUCCACCAAAUAAUGAGCUUGUGGGCUGAGCUGAGGGGGCUGUAAUUGCACUCCUGAUUGAUUUGCAUUGAGAUGCAUGGCUGUGUCAGCAAGAAGGGCUGCAUCCAGCUUGCUGGUGUCACUGGGGGUUUGCUAGCGCCCGCAGGACUGUCCCAGUGAGGCACCAGGCUGGGAAACUCUGCUCUGAUUGUAAAGCAGGGUCGGUAAUUACCCAGGCCGACGCUGUCACAAGGAUGAAGCGAGUGCAGCAGUCCUCAGAGAGAGAGCGAGAUAGCACACAGGAAUAUUAUCCACACACCAGUUUUCACUCUCACAGGAUACAACAAUUUUUUUUUAUAAAUAAAGCACCGCUUGCAUAUCAUUACUAUAAAUUGCCUUGCUAGUUUUUGCAUUCCAAAAGAAAAAAAAAAGUGGGUUCUACUUGAAAUUGCAUUCGUUAUUCUUGAAUCAGUUUAAUAAGAAAACCAAAUGUGGUCAAAUAGUAACAUUUUCAAUUUCUAAGAGUGUAGAAACAGUGAUUUAUAGCUUUUCUUUCCUAUCCAGUCACAAUAUACUGUGUGGUUUUUAUACGUCUGUUAAAGAUAGAGUACUACAGUUCUUGGACUUGCUGUUAUUUGGAUUAACUGUGCCAUGUAGAUGCCCAAAAUUAUGAAUUCUCAGUGCUGUGGCUCGGUUAAUAGAAGCAGAAUUGUAAAUCUUUUGUGUUUUAAUCAUAAAGGUGGUGCUGGGAGGCUAGGGCACAGGGGUGAAAGAUAAUUGAACUCAAUAAGGGGACGGCAUUAAUCAGGCACAAUAGAGCAAUCAAUAUACAAUUAAAAAAACAACCCUCUGUCCUCUCUCCUCUGACAGCAGCAGCCAUGUACAGUUCAGCACUGCUGUGUGUGUGUGCGUGCACUCAUCUCACAGACCUCACUGUACCUCACCUCCUUUCCAGGCCCCAUGUAGCAGAAGAAACACAGUUCUAAAUUAGGUGGAAACAGACUUGGGACAGAGGGCAGGCAACACUCAUUGACUGUGUUGAGGGUUUGGAAUGGGUUACCUAGCCAUGUUGUUGAUGCUAAAUAACUGGGAUCCUUUAAGACAAAGCUUUGAGAUCAAUCAGUUACUCAGAACCAGACGAGCACUGAUGGGCUGAAUGGCCUCCUCAUUCUUAAUUUUUUCUAAUGUUCUUAGAAUUGGAGUAAAAAAAAGGUGGCAAAUGCAAAAUCUUUCUUGUAAAACGUACUGCUGUGUGCUUUCACAUGCAGCCUGGAUGAGGUUAAACUGCACCUGUACAAUAGAGCUUACACAUUUUAAAGAAUGUCAGAGAAAUAUUGUAUUUAACUGUUAGAAAAAUGCCUUGUUUUGUAAAUUGCCUUCAUAGAAGUAUUGUGUUGUUGUUGUUAUUAUUAUUAUUAUUAUUAUUAUUAUUGUUAUUAUUAUUAUUAUUAUUACCGCUCUGUAUGCUGAAUCAAAGAUCAGCUCAACCCACUUAGGCCUUGACUUCCAAAAGCUGAUAUAAAUUGAUUUACAUUUUUUUCUGUAUGUAUUUAUAUAUAUUUUACUCAAUUAAGACACAGUGGGCAAAAUUCCGUAAACAUUAUAUCCAGUGCAACGGGGUUGUAAAGUUGACGUUAAGGCAAAGGUGUGUGUGUGAAAUUACAGAUUGUCCACUGUUUUGCCAUACCAAGUAUUUUUACAAAACUAACAUUACACUUUAAAGUUACAGUGUGCAGUGCAAAAUCACAUCAUGAUAAAACACAUUUUGUAGGUGACAAACGCUAGAAUAAAAGUCGCUGCAUUUAUAAAAUAUAUGAAAAUGGUCAAUACAAGCUGUCGUAGUGUCUAAAAAAAAAUCUAAAAUUUGAUUUGUAGCGUAACAGGAAAGCGUAAUCAAUCAGACUGCGGAGUUCGUAUCAUCUGAUGUGAAACCGCUAAACUCUGUGACUUCAUCAUCUGAACCGUCAUCAUUGCCGAUGUCAGCAAUUGUCUGAAGCAUUAAUGCACCGGAAAGUAAUGGUAAAAUGGCAGCUCUGGAGUAAAUGUUUAGGGAAUUGUACCCUGUGUUGAUUCCUUAGUUCUCAGAGUGCCUGUGGGAAUCUGUCUCACAGAUUCCUGGAAUGCCUGCGGGCACCAGUAGUGUAUUGGGUGAAUCUGCAGGGGACAGUCUGUCCUCUGUCCAAACAGCACCUCGGUGCCCCAGCCUGCACCUUCAGGCGGUGCUUCUUAAUAAAUUAGACUCUUCAGAAAAACGCAAUUCUGAGAUCACAGAAAAAAAAGAAAAAAAACCCUCAGAUUUAGGCCCCACUUGCAGAAUUUUUAAUGCAUAGCAAAAAAACUGAAAAGAUGUAAAAUGUUCAAGAAUAUGGCAAUAAAAAGUUAAAAACAUUACAGUAAUUGCAGAUAUGGUUGUAUAUUAUAAUGCAGAGAGCAGGUUUUGUUCAGGUUCUGCAGGGACUGCCUCACUGGGAGAGGUUAGUAUUUGGAAGCAUACAUAAUAAAGGUGCAGCAUGUGAUUAUUUUACUAGGGAAACAGUGAUUUCAAACUUCAACUUUACUUACCAAAGUGUAUAAAACAUGUCAGUAAGCAGUUAUAUUUUUAGUUUGUUCAAACUGUACUUAAGGAUCUAAACAAAAUAUGAAACAUUUACUCAGUAAUAGUUUUUUUUUUCCAGCAAAUUUGUAGCAUAUGACCUAUUUUGCACUGGCAGAAAGAUACAUUACAUAAAGGUUCAUUUAAAGUUUCAAAUGUUAUUGUUUUUUUGUUUUUUUUUCUAUAACAUAAUCAUAGAACCAUUUUCUAAGAGCAUUAACCCACUUAUAUUACUGCACUUCUGGGUGGUUGAAGAUCCACCUGUGUCGUACUGUCGUGGGUUAUUUAGCCACUUUUCCUUAUUUAUUAAUACUCAUUUGCACUGUUUAAUUCAUUGCUGCACAAUUGGACAAGUUAUUUGCAGAAAAUCCAUUUUUGAAAUUGUCACUGCAGAUUUCCAUGGGGCCUAAUAAAAGUUUACCAUAGUAAAUUGCAUUUAAUGUAGCAGUUUUGUUAAGUUUUACCCAUGGCUUUACUGUGCGUUUAUCAUAGUUGGCCUUGGUUUGAUAUGUUUUUUAGUAAGUUUACCAUGUUUUCACUAUGCUUUAUUGCACUUUUAGAAGUGAUGUGCUGAAGAACCAAAGUCCUGUGCACAACCAGACAGUGCUGCUAUCGUACGAAAGUUAGUGCUCUAGCUUCUGCAAGACCGGCUGCCCAUGGGUGUUCCUGGAUCUAAACGCUUACAGCUUUGUGAUUUAAUUACAGCUGUCCUGCUGAGCAGUUUCUCUACAUAGGUUUUCUUUAGGUAGCAUUUGAUUUUGACUGCACACAGUGGAGUUGAGGGGAUGCCUCAGAGGCACACUUUGAACUGAACCUCUUCAGAGGGUUUAAGUGUCUUUUUUUGUAAUGAGGGAGUUUGUGGGGAGCCUGUUUAGUAUAUAUUCUGUGGAUAUGUAUACAGGUUGCAAUAAAGGUAUUCAUAUUUUGUGUGUGGUUGUGAGAGGAUCUGUUUAUGUAUGACUGUACAGAGUGUGUGUGUGUGACUGGGUGUACAUGAUAAGGAUCUAAUUAAGUUUAUCUCAGCAGACAAGCUUCAUCCAUAAUUAUUAAAGACUCAAUACUGUUAUAUUUAGAAAUACUAAAAGAAACCUAAUAAAUCAAUAGCAAACAUUUUGGCUAUAAGUCUUUCGACUAGAUUUUUGUUCUAAAUGACUUAAGAUAUUGUGAAAGUCUUUUAGUUGAAACAUUUACCAUUUAAUAUUACUAGAUUUCUUUUAGUAUUUUUAAAUCUAGCGCAGUUGUCCAUAUGGCUCAAUGUUCACUGCGACAGUUCCAUUGCAGUGCAUUCGCAUAUGUUUUACCUGUCUCAGAUACCUUUCACAUCUCUAUUUUCUUUAAAAGAAACAGGACUACACAGGGACUCAGUCUGCAAAUAAAAUGGUUACAAAUGUGACUUUUUUGAGCAGACCAAACCAACUGAACCAGAGCAGCUCCUGAAUACAAACACGUGCGUGCGUGCGUGCGUGCGUGCGUGUUUUCACCUGUGUCUCACCCAGUCUCACAGUACUUGCACCAGACUGAACAAAUGCUUCUAAAGGAGUGGUGAGAAACUGGCAUGGUAGUGACCAUUGAAGUUUGACUUGUUAGUGAGUUUGAGCAGUUUACAUACAGUACAGCAUGUGCUUUGAGCACGGAUGAGCUGAUGUGUCUGCAACCGGCCCCAUCUUCCGCCCACACUUUAGAGAGCAACCUGUUUCACCAGAUUAUCAGAAUCCAUUUCACUAAACUCUGCCUGCUGCAGUGAAAGCACCUGGCACUAAAGUGUGGAUUCAAUGCAUUUUUUAUUUAGAAAAUUGUCCUAGGAGUCAAAGAAGCAUUUUUUCAUUGAAUCCACACCUUGUUAUUUCUGCAGACUAAUCUGUUAAAUGAAGUGCUGAAACAGGCUGCAUAAGAUAUGUUUUUGAGUUAUGAAGAUUUUUCGGCAAGUUUUUGUACAUCGAGGAAGUUGUUCUGUAAUUCAAGCACAAAAGGAAGACUGUACCCCUGCAAUAAAAUGCUGUUCCACCUGAA